Molecule: messenger RNA, 4402 nt
Organism: Acanthaster planci (crown-of-thorns starfish)
Lineage: Eukaryota; Metazoa; Echinodermata; Asteroidea; Valvatida; Acanthasteridae
Gene: kdm1b
Product: lysine demethylase 1B
Molecular function (GO): oxidoreductase activity; protein binding; zinc ion binding
Source: RefSeq, a predicted model, not a curated record
UUCAUUGAUUUGCGAUAGGCCCUACGUGCGCUUGAUGGUUGAAUGGAGUCUUCAUUCACUGCUCACGUUGUGUUUGUGGUUUUGCCAUUAACGUAGGAAACCUGUUUUUUCAGUGUGGUGAAUUCAAGAUGUCUGGAAGAGUGAAGCGAAAACCAGAGAAGCUUCUGGAUGAAGAAGAGGUAGCUUCCCCUAGUCCCAGCCCUGCAGGGGGUGGAGCACGAGGCAGCAAAGCCAAGUCAGGAGGCUCGGGGCCCAAGAGAGCCCACAGGAGUUGUGAGAAAGCUCGUUGUCCUGCCAAAAUGCCGCUGUGCUCCAUCAGUGCUCACGAAAGGUGUGCUGGUAAUGGCUACACGAGUAGAUGGUAUCAUUUAUCGGCAGGGGAACAUUACUGCAAUGAAUGCUUUGACUACUUCUAUAGAAGCCACCGUGUUGGCUUUGAGCAAGUCUCGCGUUGGAAGCGAGAGUGGAGCUGCACAGGCAAGACGGAGCCCAACCUCCGCACCUUCAUGGUGGACCAGCUACUCCCCUACUGGCUACAGUGCAGCAAGCCAGGCUGUGGGAAAUGGCGCACGCUGCCCAGGGGGCACGAAAUCAAUGCCGACGUCAUCAGACAAUUCACGUGCACGAUGGGGAGAAAGUGUGAAGCUGACGAUGGGGAAAGUACCAUCUCCUGUGAUGAGGACGAAGACAUCCGAGUCAAGCAGACCCUCCAGCCGGAGUGGCUGGAGACACUACUCUUCCCUCCCCUCCUCAAGAACUCCCCCGCUGCCCCAUUCCUGGCAUCUUACUUCCCAGAUGGUGUAGGACUCAGCGCUACCUGUGAGCUCGUCAAAAAGAAACCAGGAGAAAGACAUUCCUACAGUGGCACCUCCAACAUACCAGUGGCCGGCGUCAGCCCCUACUUCCAGCCCUUCUACCAGCCAGAUGAGCAGGGUAAGGCCAUGUGUGUCCGGCCAGACAUGAUGGAGCACGACGAGAUCCAAGAGUUCCCAGAAUUCACCAAGGAGCAGCAGAUGUACCUGGCACUCAGGAACCUGGUUAUUGCCCUCUGGAGUACAAGCUGCAAGGAGUUUUUGACAGUGGAGAAAUGCAAACAUCAUCUGGUAGUCCGAGGGCUGAUCAGAAUUCGCUGCGCCCAGUUGUUGGUACCCAUCAUCCACUUCCUCUCUCGGAAGGGUCUCAUCAAUACAGGCUUGCUCAGAGAUCCACCAGGUGGGACGUUGUUACCACCGGAAUUCAAGCAAGGUCCAGUGGUCAUCAUUGGAGCAGGCGCAGCAGGCUUGGCGGCCGCUCGUCAGCUGACCAACUUUGGUUGUCAAGUGACAGUCUUGGAGGCACGAGACAGGAUUGGAGGUCGUGUCUGGGAUGACGACAGCCUUGGCGUGUGCGUGGCCAAAGGGGCACAGACCGUCAACGGUUGCAUCAACAAUCCAAUCUCACUAAUGUGCGAACAGGCGGGUCUGAAGAUGAAGCUCAUCCAGGAUAGAUGUCAUCUCCUGGAAGGAGAUGGCAAACUCAUCGAUGCCUCCCUGGACCGAAGGGUUGACUUCCAUUUCAAUGCCAUGCUGGAUGCCAUAGCAGAGUGGAGGAAGGACAAGACUCAUUCUAAUGAUGUUGCCUUGGGAAAGAAGCUUUUCGAGUUCCACCGGAUCUUCAUGGAAGAGACUAGUCUGACUUUCACUCCGACCGAAAACAGAUUACUUCAGUUCCAUAUCAGCAACCUGGAGUAUGCCUGUGGCUGCAAUUUGUCCAAGGUCUCGUCGUUACAUUGGGACCAGAAUGAGACCUUUGCCCAGUUUGCUGGUGACCACACCCUGCUUCCCGACGGCUACUCGGCAAUCUUCAACCAGCUGGCUGAGGGACUGGACAUCAGGUUGGGUCAGGCUGUGGUUAGUGUGGACUACUCAGGACAAACCACGGUGGUCACAACACGAAGUGGGAAAGAAUUUAAGGCUGCCAAGGUUCUUGUAACUGUACCCCUGGCCAUACUUCAGCAGGGCCUGAUCGACUUCCACCCUCAGUUACCCACUAUAAAGCAGCAGGCUCUUCGCAAUCUAGGAGCCGGUAUCAGUGAAAAGAUUGCUUUGAAGUUUCCUCGGAGCUUCUGGGGCAAGAAGACGUUCGGAUCAGAUUACUUUGGCCACACCCCCUCUAUCGACGACAGACGAGGCUACUUCAGUGUGUUCUAUGACAUGACGCCAAAUAGCAAAGACUGCCACGUCCUGAUGACAGUACUGAGUGGUGAUGCCGUUGAGAAGACCAAAGAUCUGACAGAUGAGCAGAUAAUUGCUGACUGCAUGACCUGCCUGCGAGGACUGUUCCCUGAAGAGGAUGUACCUGAGCCGAUGAGUUAUUUUGUGACGCACUGGGCCAAGGACCCAGAUGCACAGAUGACCUACAGCUAUGUCAAGACCAGCGGGCACGGUGAAGACUAUGACACCAUGGCAAUGGACGUCAGCCAGAAGUUGUUCUUUGCAGGAGAGGCUACAAAUCGUCAUUUCCCUCAGACUGUGACGGGGGCGUACCUCAGUGGAGUCCGGGAAGCCACCAAGAUAGUCUCCUGCUGAUAAACACUGUCGGGCACAUGGAAGCAUACAGGGAGAGAGUCUUUGUGAAAAGGGUGGAGAUACCAUGAUGUAUGGGGUGUUGUCACAUCCAAGUGUAAAUUUCAAAUGAGCGUUUGUAAACAAUCUCCUUUCCAAAAAAUUCCUACAAACUAGAUACAGAAAUCCUCGAAGCAUGAUAUACCUCAUGAAGGAGGAAUUACCCUCGCAGAAAGAUAGUGUGACCUACAAUGCUUCCUUUGUUCUAUUUUAAGUUCCGCCCACAGGCAGUUAUAGCCCCCUCCCUUAUUACAUGUACUCCACAUCUCUUCCUGCACUUCCUAAACUCGUUCCUAUAAAUGUGGCAGUGCUGCUUUUUGAAAUUAGCUACCUCAACAAAUUAAAUCCUUUUUUUUCUGUUGAAUAAUGCCAAAAUGGUUUGCAAUUUCUGUAUCUUUGUUGUUUCAGUAUACAUUAGGACUAAUGGUGGUGUUUUGUGCUGCAAAUUGCUGGCAACUGUAAAUACUGUGAAUGGUUUGCAAGUUUCUUUUUCAUUUCUCACAAAAUAUUGAAUAUUGAUUCAUUUCCUUAUGGCUUGGCCUAUUGGUGUAAAAUUAUUCACAUUUCAUGAAUGGAAAUGCAGCAAUUUUGUGCUGUUGAAAUUAGCAUUGCUCAAUUGGAUAUAUGCUGUGGUGACGAUCGUCUGGGCUAACCUGUACGGCAUCCCAGAUCUGUGUUUUUGUGAAAGAGUUUGCAUAAGAUUUUAGGAAAGUAUUAUCUUUUAGCUUGCCUUUUGAAAACGACAGAAAUAGGUUGCAUUACGAAGGAUUGAUGGUUCUUUAAAAAUGGCAAAAACAGGCUGAUGUAGGCUGAUUUGAUUUUUUAUCACUGCCAGGGCUCACUAGUUUUGUAAAGUUGAUGUAACGUAUCAGACAGAAGUAACCGUUGUUUCCUUCAGUUUUUGUAUAGUACUAGUCAUAUGUGUACCAUUGUUCAACUGUCUGUGCCAGUAUUGUUGUUAAGGCUGACACAAGUCAUCAAGCCUCAAGUCACAAACUUCUCAAAUAUCCCACGAGCUAGCUUCUCUUUACAAGUCCUUGAUGACACUUUCACUGGUCGUGUGAAAGAGUGGACUAUGCACAAAAACUAGGCUGCGCUAGUGUGAGUGCUUCAAGCUCUAAUGGGAGGUAUUGGCUGACAAAUCUUCAGUGCUUCCUGAGGUGUCUGGUUCUACCUGACGAAAAAAAAGAUGCUGCUGCUACUGUUUUCACUUGCUUGGAUCAGAUGGAAAUCAAUCCGGUGCACUUCAUCUCAGCCUUGGACCGAAUUAAUGUAGAAAAUGGCUUGAGAGAAGCUGUUGGGUUUAAAAUACAGGCUUCGACGUGGUAGCCAUCUUGUGGGGCAUUUUGUUUUUUAUUUCACAUGCUCUGCACAAAGGUGGUUUCCCUAUGUUCAAGAACUGCCAUGCAAGAUGGCCGUCAUGCAGAGCCGCUAUUGCAGGUUGUAAGCUGAAGGACAUUUUACCACUCUUGGCUUUGUCAGCAGCUCCAGUCCCAUGACUGAAGAUUGGACUGACACACUGAGGGAUACUGGCAGUAAGAUCAAGUCCCCUCAUACAACUCCAGGACGGUGGUUAUGCAGUUGGAUUACGCUUGUUCAUUCAAAGCCUUUAAAUGGUGGAGUGUGUGAGACCAAAGACAACAGCAGAAGUGAAGCCAAGGUCGCAAAAAUUACCUUUGAAUAUUUGCAUUGAUGUAAUGUUUUAAUGUGAUGUUUUACUGUUUGUGUCUCUAGUGCUGCAGAAAUGUACAAAGUUUGAGCAAAGAUGUAAUACUUAGUUGUAUUUAUUGCAGAUGUGA